Nothobranchius furzeri (turquoise killifish) is the source of this 4687-nucleotide messenger RNA. RefSeq names its product adhesion G protein-coupled receptor G4a (gene adgrg4a). Gene Ontology annotation, cellular component: plasma membrane. The record is from RefSeq and is a predicted model, not a curated record. Lineage: Eukaryota; Metazoa; Chordata; Actinopteri; Cyprinodontiformes; Nothobranchiidae. Gene Ontology annotation, biological process: adenylate cyclase-activating G protein-coupled receptor signaling pathway; cell surface receptor signaling pathway. Gene Ontology annotation, molecular function: G protein-coupled receptor activity.
CGUCGAACUUGGAAAUUCAGCCAGAAAGCACCCCGAAGGUCGAGGAUGAGAAUUUAGUUUUCAGUGAACCAAAACGAGUCGUGGCUUUAACAUUAUCGCCUUCGCUGGUUAUUUUUAUUGCUGCUGAUUAAUGAGUAACUUCCUGAACCUAAGGGAAAGGGUGUGGAGAUCUUAUAGAGUAAUAAAGAGACACUGGGUGUUCGACCAGCUCUCUCAUGAAGCGAGACUAAUUACAGAAACACUUACUUGACCUUUAGGAGGAGAACACCGUGCAGAUGAGAACUUGAUCAGCAGGGGAACUCUUUUAGCUGUCAUGAACUCCAUGAGAAGGCUGCUUUUUCUCACCUGUUUGCUCAUUGUAGUGUCAGCGUGUCCUCUGGUUUCAGCUGCUUCUGUCAGCAGCAGCCUGUGGGGGAAGACGCUGCAGUUUACCAGCUCUCCAUGUUUGUGGCAGCUCCAUCCACGGGUGCAUGUACCAGCCCUAAGAGAGCUGACUGUUUGCAUGAGAUUAAAACGCUCUCAUGCAACAAAAUGGACUGGUUUUGACUACAAAGGUCCACAAGGACAACAGUCAGAGCUGGGGCUUGGAGGCGUCUCAAAGCUGACAGUGUGGCUGUUUGGGAAACGGCAUGAAACUGACAAAGAAGUGACCCUGAAUGAGUGGCACUCUAUCUGCCUCACCUGGUCUGGUAGCGCUCAGAGGCUGAAGGUGUACAUCAAUGGGACCCUUCUGCAGGAGUAUCCAGGAUCAGGGGGGCGCACGCAGCUGUCCCCCAAGGGCACGCUGACUCUGGGGGUGGGUCAUUUUGUUUCUCAUACUGAAGUGAAGCCUGAGACUGGGAGUAACCUGCUUGGUGAGAUCGGUCUGUUCAGGAUGUGGAGCAGAGAGUGGAGGUCCGAGGAGCUGAGCGGGCUGAGCUGUGCAGACGGAGACGUGAUGAGCUGGGAUCUGCAGCAGUGGAAACACAACUGCCUUCCUCCCUCUGACAACCAUCUGCUCUGCGAAUGGUCAUCCUAUAAAAUUAAAAUGUGGGCAUUCAUUCGAGAUGCAUCAAACUCUGGGAGCUGCUUAGCCACCAGUGAAGUGGAGAACUUCAUGAGGAAAUGGCUGGAAAACAUUUUUCCUACAAAUAUUUCUGUCCAAGAUGUUUCCGUCUCUUCUCCAAGGCCAAACUGUCCUGCGACUGAAGAUCCUGCCGCUCUAAACGAGCAACAACCUCAGGAUUUGGAGCAAUUGUCAAAGUUAACUUGUGACAAAUGUUUCAGCUGUGAGGUUCAUGUGAACGUGGAUCCUGCUGCUGAUGUAAAUCUGGUUCAGACCAAAGUUACAGCUUUACUGACUUCAAACUUCUCUCACGGCUUCCCCACAAUCACAACGGUCGCUGGCAGCAUCGUGGUGCUUCCUGUUGAGGUAUUCCCUGCUGCAUCACAAGCUCCAGCAACCAUCAGUACACAUUUAUUUUCAUCUGAAAUGAGUUCAACUCAAAGUGUGCCCUUUAGACCAGCUAACUUGUCAACCACUGGGGAACCUGUAGAGCCCACUGCAGCCACUGUCACUGCAGAUCGUUUUUUUCGAGUUAACGCCAUUAUAAGUAUGUCAGAGAAACCACCAAAACCAAAUGAUGUCAUAGCAAGAUGGUUAAAAGAGCAGCUUGAAGUGAAUAAAACUAUGGACGUCUUGAAUCUCGUCAUAAAAGAGAAUGCUGACAGGAGCGUGGGUUACUACAGUAGAUUUAUGACAUUCUACAGUCAACAGAAGCAAUAUAACUGCACCUUUCAUGUGAAAGAAUUCUGCUUGAGCUGCGCUGAAGGAGCUGAAUCACUUAUUCUUGCUGCCUUGACAGAAAAAUUUGACAAUGGCUCAUUUAUCAUUCAAACCGUGAAAGUGACAAUCAAACCCAUAGAGCCACAAAACUGCUUAGAAGAUGACACAUCAACAAUCUAUGGACGAUACAUUUGGCCAGAAACAUUUCCAGAAGAAACCCAAGAAAUGGGAUGCAAGAAGCCAGUGUCAAACAGAGCCUACAGACAUUGUAAAUUAGACAUAGAAACAGACACGACCAGCUGGGCCGAUCCUAAUAUGACGAAAUGCGAGCAGCUUCUAACAAUAUCAGACCUCAACAACAUCACUGUCACACCUGGUAACGCAGCAGAGGUUGUGGACAUGAUUCAGGACCUUGUAGAAGUUCAGUUAGGGGACAGUUCCCAGCUGUCUUCCUCUGAACUGGGAUCAGUCGUGGAGAAGCUCAGCGAGGUCCUUGAUGUGAGCACCAUUGAGCCUGACGUUGGAGGUGACAUUGUAAACAUUGUCGCCAACAUCCUGCUGUCUGAAACUGAUGUCACACCUGUAGCUAGCACUGUUCUUGAUCUGACCGACCGGAUGGGAAACAGUAUGGAAUUCCAGGGCGAAUCCACAGAUAUUAAAGCUCCAGCUCUCGCCCUUUCCAUGAUUAAUGUAGAUCGAGAUGAGUUCAGUGGACUAACUUUUGCCGUGUCUCUGUCACCAAACAUGGACCCUGAGAUUUUUGUAAACCAGAGUUUUGUCAGCAAACCGCUCCCACAGACAGACGCUACCAUCUCUCUGCCCUUUGAAGUCAACAACUUUUUCCCCCCUGGAGUCCGAAACACCACGCGAGUUCAGUUUCAGUUUUAUGGAACACCAGAUCUUUUUCAGGACCCGCUAUUAGCCAAUGUAACACAGAGAAACUGGACAUUAAACUCAUUUGUAGUAUCUGCCAGCAUCAACAACAGCCAAGUCAUCAACUUGGUGAAACCGGUGGUGGUGACCCUCAGCCAUCAGACACCCAAAAAGCUACAACAGAAAGUACAGUGCAUGUUUUGGGAUUUCCAGAAGUACGGCGGACUCGGUGGUUGGAACAGCAGUGGCUGUGAAACUCGGAGCGUUUCCUCUCAUCAGACCAGCUGUCUCUGUGAUCAUCUCACACAUUUUGCUGUCCUCCUGGAUGUAUCCAGGAGCCCUGUCAGUGGACCUGAUAGUGAGAUCCUAACCGUGAUCUCCUAUGUUGGCUGUGGAAUAUCCUCUGUUUUUCUGGGCAUCACUUUACUCACCUACAUUUUUUUUGAGAAGCUGCGUCAGGACUAUCCAUCUAAGAUACUCAUGAAUCUGUCAGUAGCUCUGCUGGGCUUGAGCAUGCUCUUCCUUCUCGACUCCUGGCUGUCGUCUUUCAACAACUACGGCUUGUGCAUCACAACAGCUGCUGCGCUGCACUAUUUCAUGCUAGCCUCCUUCACCUGGAUGGGCCUGGAGGCUGUGCACAUGUACUUUGCGCUGGUCAAGGUGUUCAACACCUACAUACCCUCCUACAUCCUCAAGUUCUGUGCUGUUGGAUGGGGUAUUCCUUUGGUGACAGUGAGCAUGGUUCUGGCUGUUGAUAAAGAUGCUUACGGCAGCUUGAUACCUAAAGAAACUGCAGUGGCGCUUCAGUCCGCUGAACCCUUCUGCUGGCUGCAGGAUGACGUUUUCUUCUUUAUGACGGUGGCAUUUGUUCUACUCAUCUUGUUGGGCAACGUGAUUGUGUUCAUUGUGGUUCUGAUUCAGAUCAAACAAAUGAGAGCCAAUAAACUGUCAGCAAACAGCCGCAGCUCUCUGCAGGACUUGAAAGCAGUCGUUGGUCUCACUGUCCUGUUGGGCCUGACGUGGUCGAUGGGCUUUUUUUCCUUUGGCCCUGGCCGGGUGGCCAUGAUGUAUUUGUUCUCAAUCUGCAAUUCUUUACAAGGCUUCUUCGUGUUUCUUUUCCACUGUUUAAUGAAGGAAAAUGUGAGAAAACAAUGGAGGAUCAAUCUGUGCUGUGGACGUUUCAGUGAUAACUCAGAUUGGAGCCGCUCUGUGACUGUAUGUGGCCGCUCUGACAAGGGCAAUCUGAUCAACUCUGAUUCAGUUACCUCAGAGAACACGUCCUCUCUCAGAUCACUCACGCCACCCCACAGCAGGACCACCAGGGGGCAGGAAUGAGCCUCUGGAGGAGCAGAGCUACACAGUCCUACAAGGUUCAAUGACCUGAUGUCUUUCAUUUUCUGAGAUGAGCUGGGAGACGUGAAUUAAAUCAGAUAUCUGAAGAGUUGCACAGGUUACUACUUCGACUCCUCCUCUUUAACCCAAAGUCAGCUGUGCUUAAAGUCGGAUUGGUCUAAACCUAUCUCCUCUGUGAUGUCUUUUAGAAGGGUAACCCCAAAAUAAUUGUCUAAAUGUCUUAAAUUUACUGUUCACUUUAUAGGUCUUUUUUGGCACUGAAGGUUUAGUUUUAUUAUUUUGUAGAAACAGAAGCGUUGCAAAUUGAAAUUAGAGGACAGCUGUGAGAGCUAUUUUUAAAAUAUUUAAUAUUUUAAUUAAAUUAAGCUUUGUUGUACAAACUUUUCAUCAAAGUUUUUGAUUAAAAAAGAAGAUUUGAGUUUAUACAUAAAAUACUUUUAGAGUACAAUCUGUUGGCUCUAGAAUAAAAAGUAAGCCUGUAUGUGGAAACAUUGUUCUUCUAGGGAAAGAUUUUAUUCCUUCAAAUAUUUACUUUAAAAAGGUUAAAAUACAGAACAGAUUAUAUGAAGAACUUGGACGUUCUUGGAUUAAAUGCAGACUUUCUUGAAAAAUGUGAUUUUUAUUUUCUGUUAAUGAUUGUGUGUUCAAACAGUGUUGUUUUGCCUCGUCUACAAUAAACCAAAAAGCUUGGUUUCA